This is a messenger RNA of Helianthus annuus (common sunflower), 1155 nucleotides long. RefSeq names its product probable membrane-associated kinase regulator 4. The transcript has a single exon. NCBI's taxonomy places the organism in Eukaryota, Viridiplantae, Streptophyta, Magnoliopsida, Asterales, Asteraceae. The record is from RefSeq and is a predicted model, not a curated record. Gene Ontology annotation, molecular function: kinase inhibitor activity. Bases 43 to 990 code for a protein of 315 amino acids. Gene Ontology annotation, cellular component: plasma membrane.
CAUUUUCAAACACAUCAUUCCCUACCCUAAGCUUUGAUCACAAUGGCUGUUGAUUCGGUUUUCGAUUCUUUUUGUUACAACGAUGUUGAAGACGAAGAAGAAGAAUACAUAGACAUGGAAGUAAGCUCGUACAAAAAUAUAUUCUGUCACUCGGAUUCAAUAAACGAAUUCGAGUUCCAAAUGUUUUCAAGCUCAUCAGACAGAGAAUUAACAACAACUUCUCCGGCUGAUGAGCUUUUCUACAAAGGGAAACUACUUCCCCUUCAUCUCCCACCGCGCUUACAAAUGGUUGAAACGAUACUCCAAGACAAAAACCAGGACACUUUUGAAGAUUUCUUCAGCACCCCAUUAGCCACGAGCGCCUACGCCACCCCUAUCUCAAAUACCCCUUUCGGGUCUUGCAAUGUGUCACCUUCGGGUUCAUGUCAGGUUAGUAGAGAACUCUAUCCAGAAGAUUACUUUCUUGAUACUUCAACUGAAAACCCUAAAAAAUCUUGGACCAAAAAGCUUAACCUCACUAAACAAUCUUCUCUGGGAUCAAAACUAAAAGCAUCUAAAGAUUAUCUCAAGUCUUUCUUUGGUAAAUCGGGUGGUUCGGAUGUAUCUCGAAGCAAGUUUCCAAGAACUAAUGGAAAGAAGAAAGAAAAACUUGAUAGUAACAAUGCCGGUGGUCAUCGUCACAGAAGAUCAUUUUCUGGUGCAAUGAUAAAAAGAUUUUCUACUACAAUCACUUCACCAGCUGGGCCUUCAUCGAUAUCAAAUAAUUCGAGUAAUCCCAACGGCUCUAUUGAGUUGCAAGUUCAGCAUAGAAGAAUCAACACGAGUUCUGAGAUCGAAAACCAGAUACAAAGUGCAAUUGCUCAUUGCAAAAUGUCACAGCAACAAUUGCAUUCAAGAAAUAAGACCAUAAGUGACAUGGGUUUUUGUUCUUUAGCAGCUUCAAGAAUUGUAUGUGAUGAUCAAGAAAGGCAAGUACUUUGUAGGGGUUGACAAAAAGAAAAAAAAAGACCUUUGUUAUAAGUUUGAAAAUUUUGUGUCAUAUGUGCAAAGAUUCAAACUUGCAUGGUGUCUUGUACUUUACAACAUGUGGACUACAUAUGAACCAAAUGGUAUGUAACUAAGUUUACAUACAAUGAGAAUAUGAUAAAAUUUGGC